This is a messenger RNA of Chiroxiphia lanceolata (lance-tailed manakin), 1208 nucleotides long. It is a transcript of the gene REX1BD, whose product is annotated as required for excision 1-B domain containing. The coding region runs from base 122 to 739 and encodes 205 amino acids. Lineage: Eukaryota; Metazoa; Chordata; Aves; Passeriformes; Pipridae. The transcript has 5 exons. The record is from RefSeq and is a predicted model, not a curated record.
AGCACCGGGACCCCCCAUCCACCGGCUGCACCGGGACCGGGACCCCACUAGAACCCCCUUCCCACCCACCGGGAACCCCCCGCACACAACACAGACGGGCAGCGGGACCCCCGCCGGCUGCAUGCGCACAGACCGGACCGGGCACGGGGCACCGGGGAGGGGGCAGCGGGCACCGGGGAGGGACCGGGGAGGGCACGGGCGCUGCCGGCCGGUGCCUGCAGGUGGCGGCGGAGCCGCGCUCCGCCCCGCGGUCCCCGGGCCUGCGCCGAUCAGCCGCCACCGGGCCAUGACGGGCGAGGCCGUGCAGGCUCUGCUGCAGCGGCUGCAGGUGCUCCAGGGCGAGAGGGUCGAAACCUACCGGCUCUUCGAGGAGGGCCACCAGGCGUACCUGAGCAGUGCCCCCCACUAUGACUUCCCGCGGUACCGGCAGCUGGUGCACGAGGUCACCGUGGCCUUCAGCGGCAUCUCCCGGGAGGUGCUGGGCAUCGCCGGGCGCCUGCGGGACGAGCUGGGCCGCCCUGACCUGGCCCAGCACCUGGCCCGGCUCCAGGAACGGGAGCAGGAGAAGCUGCAGCUGACGGCGCAGCUCCAGCUGGCCCGGCAGCAGGCACAGGACCAGCCCGAGGUGGACGUCCAUCAGCAGGAGGUGCAGGAGCUCAAGCACAAGCUAAUUAAAACCAUUGAGGCAAUCAGCGAAAUUCUCCAGGACCUCAAGUACGAUUCGGAAGAAGCUGAGUGAUGGGUGUCCCCGUGGGAACGGCUGGAGGGGCCGGCUGGUGGAACGGGGGCCCCGCUCGCCCCCCACCCGCUCCCGGUGCAGCCGCCCAGGCACCUUGGCAAGGUGGGCAUCAUCUUCUCAACCCCUUUUCUUGAGCACGGGCUGGAAAGGGUAGAGAAACCCCCUCCUGGGAGAAGUGGGGUGCCCCUAAAUCCUGAGUAUCCCUCAGCAGAGGGGUCUGCACGGGGCUGGUUCCCCUCCACGGGGCUGUGCCAAAGGAGAACCACGACCUGCAGUGCCAACGGGCUGUCUUGCUUUGACUCCCAUCGAGGUGGGCACUGCCUGUGCUGCCCGCUGGAGGCCCAGGGGCAGCAGCCCCCCCCCUCCAAACCACAUCCUGGGGAUCAGCUGUGCCCCCAACCCCACGGCGGUUUCGGUGCUCCACAAACGCCUUUUCUGUGAUCAUCCAAAAUAAACCUGUCCCCGUGGA